Molecule: messenger RNA, 1128 nt
Organism: Cydia amplana
Lineage: Eukaryota; Metazoa; Arthropoda; Insecta; Lepidoptera; Tortricidae
Product: cationic trypsin-3-like
Exons: 5
Coding region: 26-1105 (359 amino acids)
Biological process (GO): proteolysis
Molecular function (GO): serine-type endopeptidase activity
Source: RefSeq, a predicted model, not a curated record
UUUCACACUACUUACAAAGUGUAAUAUGAUUAAAUACCUCGGAUUUUUACUUCUUUUAAACAACAUUCUUACUGAAGAAGAUUACAAUUACAGAUAUGACUAUAGUGAUGACGAUAUCUCGAGUGGAGAUGAUUAUGUGUACAAUAAAACAGAUAAAGCUAGACCUAAAAGAAUAUAUGUUGACGAUACCAUCAAUAACGUAAUUAAUGAAGGCCGUAAUGUUGGUGAUAACACUGAUAACUAUAUUUUCAAAGAAGGAUAUCAGGAUGAAGUGAACAUUGUAGAUGAUACUAUACCCAAAUACCCCAAGAAGAUAUACAAGAGAGACUGUAACUACACACGCAGCGAGGAGAGUGUCCGGAGCCCGGAGCCAAACAUGAAAGACGACAUAUCCACAUAUCCAUUUGUAGCGUCUGUGCUCCGGAUGGGGUCGCACUACGCUACUGGUGUGUUGGUGGAUAAGCGAUGGGUGCUGAGCGCUGGUGGAGUGUUUUACAACGUUCGAGAAUCCAUAAAACUGUACAGAGUACAUCUAGGCUCAGUGAACUGCAAGCGUGGUGGUAACAUAAUGGCGUUACAACAGAUUGUGAUCCACCCAUCCUAUAUGCCCGGCAAGCCAGAGAGCGACCUGGCCAUGCUGAGGCUAUCGCAGCCGGCAGAUCUCAGCCCUUCCAUCCAUCCUGUUAGCUUGACUGAGAGGAAAGGGAGGGUGGAAAUCAGCAAGUUUUUGACGAUGUACUGGCCGCGGCUGAUAGUGGACGGGAAAGCCCUCCCCGCUGACGCGAAAGAACGGCAGCAGCACACCAGCAUGCGGGUGUCGACACAGCGGGUGCUGCCGUGGAAGCAGUGCUGGCGGGCUAUGAGCUAUCGCCUUCAAGACCUUACGCACAACAGCUUCUGUCUGCGGCCUCUGAAGCAGUUCCACACUCUCUGCUUGCCCGAUGUCGGUGCACCAGUGCUGUCUUCAGAUGGACUAUGGGGCAUAAUUUCUGGGUGGGUAGGCGAGCCAUGCAGCUACAAAGACCCCAGCCCUGUCGUGGUUGCCCGCAUAUCGCCACCAGCCGUACGCCAUUGGUUAGAGUCUCAGUUUGAACUUGAAGACUAAGACAUUUUGAAGGAAUCUUCUGA